GGUGUUUUAUAAAUACUGCAGACAGACGAAUAGUGUACCCUACAGAGUCAGCAUCGUUCAAAGCCCCUAUCAUUAUGAAGAGAGAAAUUAUCUUAACCAAUGUCGUAAAUAAAAUCAAGUGAAAUAAUCUCAGUAGCAGAUUGUAUUCAUUUUCACAACUUAAUCGGCAAAUUGUCCACUUCGCUGAACCGAUUUGACCAGUUCUUUUAAAUUUGUGAUUGUGCUAACAUUUUUCGAUUGCGCUCAAUUACUCAAUUGAGGAAAAUGUGAAAAAUUUCCGUUAAGAAUCUGUCGAAAACUGCAUAAUGUGAAUUCCAGAUGAUAAAUCGAUAUUACCAUCUUGGAUAUCUCUGCAGAAGUGAAAAGAGGAAUAAACCAGAGGACAAAGCCACCAAGAGGGCGAAGACACCGAGACAUCACUCACUCUACAGGCCACGACGAUGACUCGAUCAUCGGAGCGUUAAUUCUCGUGAUCCUGGAGUGCGGUGCCCUUUGGCAGCUAUCCAACGAUUCCGUUUAGAUAUAUCAGCGAUGAUCGCAGAAUGACAUUUGUUAACAAAAAACGUGAGACAACUUGAAGUUCCCAGAAAGCUCAAAGGAAAUCACAACAAUGAGUAACUUGUCCAAGAAAUCCAUUAGUGGAUCCAUCCACAGAAUCCGAGAAUUCGAAUUAGAAAAGGUUAAUCUUGCUGAGGAGUUCGAUAUCCUGCAGAUUGUUGGUGAAGGAUGGUUCGGAAAAAUACUCCUUACCGAACACAAGAGCACCCAGACGGAAAUGGUGUUGAAGGCAUUACCGAAGGCUUACACAGCAAUCACAGACUUUUAUCGAGAAUUUCAUUACAGUUUGCAUCUAUCGGCUCAUCGAAAUAUCAUCACUACGUAUGACGUUGCCUUCGAGACCGCUGGAUUCUACGUUUUCAGUCAGGAAUAUGCGCCUCUCGGUGAUUUAACUGCUAAUGUUUCUGAAACUGGUCUCGGUGAGCUGCAUGCAAAACGUGUUGCAAGGCAGUUGGCAGCUGCAAUCCAUCAUAUUCACAGUCGUGAACUCGUUCAUCGUGAUAUUAAACUCGAUAAUGUGCUAGUGUUUAAAAGUGACUUUUCAAGGAUCAAAUUAUGCGAUUUUGGGGAGACGAGGAAGGUCAAUACGGUUGUUCGAAGGCAUAACGAGUGGCUACCUUAUUCACCGCCCGAGGUCCUGAGGGUUGAGCCUGAAGAGAAUUACAAAGCCUUAACAGCCCACGAUGUGUGGCAAUUUGGAAUUGUUCUGUUUGUUUGUUUGACCGGAUGUCUGCCAUGGCAGAAAGCUGCCCUGGACGAUAGGAGAUACACCAGGUACCUGAAUUGGCAUUCGGCCAUGCUGAAAAUUGCGAAGAAGCCGAAGUUGUUUCAGCUCAUAAGCUCGAGGGCGCAGACCAUGUUUUCCAGACUGCUGGAGCCAAAAUUGGAAAAACGCCCAGUAAGUGUUUUGGAGGUCAACAAAUACGUGGACGACCGAUGGCUGGGAAAAUUGGGAGCAGAGAAGGCAUUGAAUGGUGGUGCAGACGAGAGGGACGAGCUCUGUGCCUCCAUGUACAGUUUCCACAGUUCUCUGGAAGAGAAAAAUCAACUCCUCUACACCCUAACCCGCUACGGAAUUGAAACAACCGUGGACAGAGCCAAGAAGAAAGACAGAAUCCGCGAGUGGAUCCAAGCAAGCGCCAUCGUCGAGGAGAAUGAGGACGACGAUUCAAUCCUUGAGGAGCUCGAUAAAAUUCACGAGAACUCAGAAGACGACGAAGCAAACCUGAAAGGCAGGCACUUUCCAGAGAGGAGACCUAGCAUAAAGAGUUCAACAUCAGAGAGGCCAAUUGGAAGUACUCAGGCGAAGACGAAUGAUAAAAAUGGAAGUGAGGAAAAACGUCACCGAAAAUCUCGGUCUACUCAUCGACCCUCCCUCAAGAACAUAGAGCGACGAAAUCCCUUCGCUCCUCAAGUUGCUAGGGAGAUGCAGACAAUUGCAAGAUUUUCGAGUUUCCCAAAUGGAGAUCCCAAUUUCAGUAUCAACACCAGUCACUCCUUGCCAUCAUUGCCAAUGGGAGUGCAAGGUGAAAAUUUGGAACCGCUGAGGUACCCGGGGCCUCUAGGAUCAAUUGUUCCGCUCCAAAAGGCAUCAUCAGCGGCUCCAAUAGUACCAAACGACGAUUCAAGGCUCGACCGAACACCUUCAGUUUCGAACAGAAGCCCAAGUGUCUCAAACUCCCUCGAUAAUAUUCCCACUCCAAUCAGCUCCACCCCAGAGUCAUCAAGAACUGAUCUAAAUGGCGCUCGGUCAUCUCCACGAGCCGACAAAAUUCAUAAUUAUCAUCAGAAUGCUCCACAAAGCCCUCUACCACCCUCCAGACGGAAUAAAACACAAUCUCCUCCACAAGCUGCUUCUUCCAGCCCCAGAAUGUCCCCUCACAUUGAGGGGAGCAUCGGUGGCAACAGAAAUAAUCAGAAUUCUAACAAAAACCAGGCUCCAAUGUCGCUCUUCGCAGGCCAAUUAGUCAUGCAGAGUUUCAAAACAAUUCAAGGGGUGACUCAACACGCAUCAAAACCAAUGGCCUCUAGUUAUAAUAAAAAAGAGAGUAGAAGACAUGAGGAGCAGGGUGCAACUGUUUACGGAAAAGACGCUUAUGAACACUACGGAGUGGCUCAGGGAGCCAUCAGACAGCAGUCCAGUAGAAAUGGAGGAUCGCCAGGCAGUGGGAGAUCCGUUAGCAAUUGAUUUUUAUGCUUCUUCAUUAUGACUCGAUGUAAAUUACUCGAAAUGGGACCAGACAGUGACGACUACUUGAUUUUUUUUCCACAUACGUAGAUGGAAAUGAUACCGAUUAUAUGAACGACAAGGGAAAUUUUUAUCGCUGUCAGAAAUUUGGAAUGUUUAUUCUGCUUCCGGCGUCUUCUAUCGAUUGUUAUUCUUUGGUUCGAAAAUAUUCGAAUAACUUUUCUACAUUUAAAAUUGAAUGGAGCAUGCGAGACUCACCAGUGAUGUAAAGCCGAAUCGUGGAAAUCACCUAUUAUCACUCCUUUGCCGAAAUAUCACUCGUCCUCUUAAAAGCCAAAAAUUGAUCAACACUUUUAAACACAACACAUUUUUUUCUUGAAAAACUGUAAUCCACUCACUGACAUUUACUCACUCCCGGUAUUCGAAAAAUUAGGUUUAUUAUUAUUAUGAUUAUUAACUUUACUGAUGCAAAGCAUUGUACAUGGUUAAAUGUGCGAAUUUGUCACAAUUUGUUAAAAUUUGGAAUUCGAAUUUUUCAAUAAAGGAUUUGGCCGUUAUGGCCUCCCUGACUUCAAA
Molecule: messenger RNA, 3322 nt
Organism: Fopius arisanus
Lineage: Eukaryota; Metazoa; Arthropoda; Insecta; Hymenoptera; Braconidae
Product: hormonally up-regulated neu tumor-associated kinase
Exons: 6
Coding region: 611-2746 (711 amino acids)
Biological process (GO): peptidyl-serine phosphorylation; peptidyl-threonine phosphorylation
Molecular function (GO): ATP binding; protein serine/threonine kinase activity
Source: RefSeq, a predicted model, not a curated record